AUGCCUGAGAAACACAAGUUGAGCUUGUUUUCAAGACAUAAGCAUAGCAAUGACGGACACGAUCUAUCACCGAGCAGUACAGACAUGUCAAGUGGGCGUAAAUUCCUCGGCUUCCACAUUGGUAAGCAUGAUUCUCAAGAUUCGUUACCUUCACCCAGUGGUACUCCCGAACCACACCAUGAUGUCCAUUCACCGCCUAAUUUCAACCGAAAACCAACAGCUCCAUCGCCCGUUCCAUCAAAUACUACCAAUCAUCUGCAAGACACUAAUAAGCCUGCUGGGUCAAUGAGUGAAUUGAAACGGUUCUUUAAACCUACAAAAAAGACAUCGAAUGCUAAAGGUGGUGGUGGUGGUAGUAGCGGACACUACUCGAACCAAAUACAUACCCCUCCACCAAUUGCUAGUGGAAGUGGAACUUCUUCACGAGACCAAUCGAGCACCGCCCUAGCUACCAUGAUUAACCAAACAUCAUCACAAUUACUUGCCAAUGCCUCACAUUCACUGAAUUCAAACAAGGAUCCAUUUACUGAUGAUAGUUCACCCUUGGUGCAAAAGUAUGGUAAAGUGGGAAAAGAGUUGGGUAGUGGAGCUGGUGGGUCAGUCAAGCUAAUCACAAGACCUUCUGACUCGAAAACAUUUGCUGUUAAAGAGUUUCGAGCUAAGCGAGCUAAUGAGUCGUUGAAAGAUUACACGCGGAAAUGUACCGCAGAAUACUGUAUUGGCUCAACAUUGAAGCAUCCAAAUAUUAUUAAAACCAUUGAUAUCUUGCAUGAAAACAACCGAUAUUUUGAAAUUAUGGAGUACGCACCAAUUGAUUUCUUUGCGGUGGUGAUGAGUGGCGAAAUGUCAAGAACUGAAAUCAAUUGUUGUUUGAAACAAAUUAUUGAAGGGGUUAAUUACUUGCAUGGUCUUGGAUUAGCUCAUCGAGAUUUGAAAUUGGACAAUUGUGUAUUGGAUAAAAAUGGAAUUUUGAAGCUUAUUGAUUUUGGUAGUGCUGUGAUUUUCAGAUACCCUUAUGAUCAAUUUGGUAGUGCUCAAAAUGUUCAUCCAUGUCAUGGUAUUGUUGGUAGUGAUCCAUAUUUGGCCCCUGAAGUGUUGAAAUCACCAAAUUCAUACAAUCCACAACCAGUUGAUCUUUGGUCAAUUGCAAUCAUAUAUUGUUGUAUGACGUUAAAGAGGUUCCCAUGGAAAAUACCCAAUCCUGAAAAGGAUAAUAGUUUUAAAAUGUAUUGCAUGCCUGAUGACAAUUAUCAUGAUUAUUAUUUGAGUAAUGAGUGUCACAAGUUGCUUUUGCAGCAACGUAAGUUGAAAAACACCCUUGUACGUCUGAAUAAGAGAAAGAAGUUAUUGGAGGAGGAACAAAAGGAAGCAAGUGAGGCUGUAUCUACAGCUAAGGAGGGAGGUGAAGGUGAAGAUAAAGGCGAAGAGGAAAAUGGGGGUGAAAAGAAAGGUGAAAAUGAGGGUGGAAAUGAGGGUGAAAAGGAAGGUGAAAAUGAGGGGGAGAAGGAGGGUCAAGUGGCUAAAUUAGUUGCAAAGUCGAUUGAUUCAGGUGAUAUUCUCGAUGAAACUCAGCAGAAUGAAAUCUUGACCCAAUUGAAAGAAAUUGAUCAAAAGUUGGAAGAAUACGAAACCAAGAAAACUAACGCCAGAAAUGAAUUCAAUGAGCAAAGAAAGAAUGAUCCAGCUUAUCAGAAGCUUCUUGCGCAACAAGAAGAAGAAGAUAAACGUAUUCAACAAGAAAAAGAAGCCGCUGCCGCUGCCGCCGCAAAUGCAGAUGGUAAAGAAACCAAAAAGAAACCAGUGGCCCACAAGCAAAUACAUGGCCCUUAUAGAUUGAUGCGUCUUUUACCCCAUGCUUCACGUCCAAUCAUGUCUAGAAUGUUACAUACUGACCCAAAACAGAGGGCUACUUUAGAAGAGAUUAUGAAUGAUGAGUGGAUCAAGGAUAUACAAUGUUGCACUUUGAAACGAGAGACUCGUAGUGCUGAUAAUAUUGGUGCUAAUUUUGAUGAAGACGAUGAGGAGAUUUUGGUCAAGGGAACUCCACCUCAUGAACAUACAAUCGUUUCGGAGAGUUCGUAG
Messenger RNA from Lodderomyces parapsilosis, 2082 nucleotides. It is a transcript of the gene HRK1, whose product is annotated as putative serine/threonine protein kinase. The transcript has a single exon. Gene Ontology annotation, molecular function: ATP binding; protein serine/threonine kinase activity. Gene Ontology annotation, biological process: protein phosphorylation; intracellular signal transduction. The coding region runs from base 1 to 2082 and encodes 693 amino acids. The record is from RefSeq and is a predicted model, not a curated record. Lineage: Eukaryota; Fungi; Ascomycota; Pichiomycetes; Serinales; Debaryomycetaceae.